CUCACAUUUCGCCUGGUUGCCCCCUUGUACACCUGACAACUUUCAGACGGCCCUUCCUGAGUAGAAAGGGAAGGUGAACGAGAAAAGAGGUGGUGAGGAAUCCAACUUGGUUGAUGCUCCGUAAAUCCAACAGUAAGAAUGAAGGUCCAUCAUCAGUUCAAGACACUGAGCUGGUUUCUCUUUAUCUUCAUCGCACUCACAGCUCAAUUAAUCCGUCAUGUCCAGAGUCAAGUGGCCCCACCGUCAAGAUUAAGAUAUACUGUUGUUGAUCAUGACAGUAUUCAGAUUUCAUGGAAAGCCCCUAAAGGGCAGUUUGAUGGAUAUAAACUCCUUGUCACGCCAAAUGCAGGUGGAAAAACUAAUGAGCUCACUCUUCAAAACAAUGCAAACAAAGCAAUUAUUCAAGGUCUUAUCCCUGAUCAGAGCUAUACAGUUCAAAUCAUUGCAUUUGCUAAGGAUGAAGAAAGCAGUAAGGGCAUGAGCCAAUUCCGAAUUAAAGAUAUUGAAAAAAAGAAGGAAACCUCAGGCAAACCCAAAGUCAAGGAUGUAGGGAAAUGGAGACCUGCUGUCCCAACAGAGGAUACAGAAAGUACAGCAUUUCCAAAAGUGGAAGAAAAUCAAUUCCAGUGCAAAACGCCAGCUAUUGCAGACAUAGUGAUCCUGGUUGAUGGUUCCUGGAGUAUUGGCAGAUUCAACUUUAGGCUUGUGCGUCUUUUCCUAGAGAACCUCGUUGCGGCCUUCAACGUGGGUUCUGAAAAAACAAGAAUAGGUCUUGCGCAGUACAGUGGUGACCCACGGAUAGAGUGGCAUUUGAACGCCCACAGCACAAAAGAUGCUGUUUUAGAUGCAGUGCGCAACUUACCCUAUAAGGGUGGAAACACCUUAACAGGCCUCGCCUUAACUUUUAUUUUGGAAAACAACUUUAAACCUGAGGCAGGCGCAAGACCGGGAGUCCCCAAAAUUGGCAUAUUGAUCACAGAUGGGAAAUCCCAAGAUGAUGUCAUCCCCCCUGCAAAAAACCUGAGAGAAGCUGGCAUUGAGUUAUUUGCUAUUGGUGUAAAGAAUGCGGAUGAAAACGAACUGAAAGAGAUUGCCUCUGAACCAGACAGCACUCAUGUCUACAAUGUGGCAGACUUCAGCUUCAUGAACUCUAUUGUGGAAGGACUGACAAAGACAGUGUGCUCAAGAGUUGAAGAACAAGAAAAGGAACUCAGAGGAGCCGUGGUAGCCACACUUGGGGCUCCUACAGAUUUGGUCACAUCUGAUGUGACAGCCAGAGGAUUUCGUGUGAGUUGGACUCAUGCUCCAGGCAAAGUGGAAAAAUACAGAGUCGUCUAUUAUCCCACCAGAGGAGGGCAGCCAGAAGAGGUGGUGGUGGAUGGCAGUGUUUCAACAGCUGUAUUGAAAAACCUGAUGUCUAUUACUGAAUACCAAAUAGCUGUAUUUGCCAUAUAUGUUAGUUCUGCCAGUGAAGGCCUCCGGGGCACUGAAACUACACUUGCCUUGCCAAUGGCAUCGGAUCUGGAUUUGUACGAUGUCUCGCACAACAGUAUGAAAGCAAAGUGGAGUGGAGUACCAGGUGCAACUGGAUAUAUGAUUCUUUAUGCGCCUCUCACUGAUGGGCUAGCAGCAGAUGAAAAGGAGAUGAAAAUUGGAGAGAGCUCAACAGACAUUGAACUGCAAGGUCUGCUUCCCAAUACAGAAUAUACGGUCACAGUUUAUGCAAUGUUUGGAGAAGAGGCAAGCGAUCCCCUUACAGGACAAGAGACAACAUUGCCUUUAAGUCCACCACGGAACCUGAGUUUUUCAAACAUUGGACACAGCUCAGCUAAGAUAACAUGGGAUUCUGCUUCUCAAAAAGUGAAUGGCUAUCGCAUUGUGUAUGUGAAGACAGAUGGAACAGAAACCAAUGAGGAAGAGGUUGGUCGUGUUUCAACCCACACUCUGAACAGUUUGACAUCCCUCACAGAAUAUACCGUUGCUAUUUUCUCGCUUUAUGAUGAGGGCCAAUCCGAAGCACUCACUGGCAGCUUUACUACAAAAAAGGUUCCAUCACCUGAGUAUUUGGAAAUCCAUGAAGUAUCUCCAGAGAGUUUUAGAGUCAGCUGGAAACCACCAUCUUCUGACGUAGCUGUUUAUCGACUAGCAUGGGUCCCCCUGGGUGAAGAAGAUGCUGAAGAGAUUGUCUUAAGUGGAGAAGUGGACACACAUGAUAUCGAAGGUUUGCUCCCCAGUACCGAGUAUGAAGUGUCCUUGGUGGCGAUCUUUGAUGAUGAAAGUGAAAGCGAUGUCCUUGCUGUUCUUGGGACCACACUUGAAAUGCUGACAACUGAAACAACCACCCUAACCACUACUCCUGCUACCACAACUUCCUUGCCUAUAACAAAGGUCUUCCGAACAGCCAUACGAAAUCUUGUCAUAGAUGAGGAAACUACUUCAAGCUUGAGGGUGAAAUGGGACAUUACAGACUACAAUGUUCGUCAGUUCAGGGUGACCUACCUCACUGCCAAUGACGAUCGUGGGGAGGAAGCCGUAAGAACGGUGAUGGUCCCAGCAAGGCAGAACAAUUUACUUCUUCAGUCUUUGCUUUCAGACACUGAAUAUAAAGUUAUGGUCACUCCCAUCUAUUCUGAUGGGGAAGGUGCCAGUUUAUCAAUUCCUGGGAAAACCUUGCCUCUGUUUGCUCCACGAAAUCUGAGGGUCUCUGAUGAAUGGUACAACAGGCUGCGGAUUAGCUGGGAUGCACCUCCAUCUCCCACUAUGGGAUAUAGGAUUGUAUAUAAACCUGUUAACAUCCCUGGACCAGCAUUAGAGACCUUUGUGGGAGAUGACAUCAAUACUAUCCUUAUUUUGAAUUUGUUUAGUGGAACUGAAUACAGUGUUAAAGUAUUCGCUUCGUACUCAACAGGAUUCAGUGAUGCCUUAGCGGGUGUAGCCAAAACAUUGUACCUGGGAGUGACAAAUCUGGGAGCUUACCAAGUCCGCAUGACAAGCCUAUGUGCUCAGUGGCAGCUUCACAGACACGCAACUGCAUAUAGGAUAGUGAUAGAAUCGCUUGUUGAUGGGACAACUGGGGAAGUAUUGGUUGGUGGAGGGACUCCAAGGCACUGCUUCUUUGAACUAAUUCCUGACACAGAAUAUAAAAUCAGCGUUUACACACAGCUUCAAGAAAUAGAAGGCCCCGGUGUUACCAUAAUGGAAUCAACAUUACCAUUUCCAACUCAGCCACCAUCAACUCCUUCAACCACCACCCCACCGCCUACAAUUCCUCCUGCCAAAGAAGUUUGCAAAGCAGCGAAGGCUGACCUCGUGUUUUUGGUCGAUGGAUCAUGGAGCAUUGGAGAUGACAAUUUCAACAAAAUAAUUGGCUUUCUGUAUAGCACUGUUGGAGCUCUUGAUAAGAUUGGCCCUGAUGGAACUCAGGUGGCAAUUGCACAGUUCAGCGAUGAUCCUAGGACAGAAUUCAAACUGAAUGCCUACAAAACAAAAGAGACUCUUCUGGAGGCCAUCCAGCAAAUAGCAUACAAAGGAGGAAACACUAAAACAGGCAAAGCAAUUAAGCAUGCUCAGCAGGUCUUAUUUACGAAUGAAUCUGGGAUCAGAAAGGGGAUUCCCAAAGUUCUGGUAGUGAUUACAGAUGGGCGAUCCCAAGAUGAUGUGGACAAAGUCUCCAGAGAAAUGCAGCUAGAUGGGUACAGUAUAUUUGCUAUCGGAGUAGCUGAUGCUGACUAUUCCGAACUACUUAAUAUUGGCAGUAAGCCCAGUGAACGUCAUGUCUUCUUUGUGGAUGACUUUGAUGCCUUCAAGAAGAUUGAAGAUGAACUGAUUACUUUUGUCUGUGAAACGGCAUCAGCAACUUGUCCAUUGGUUUAUAAAGAUGGCAACAGCCUGGCAGGAUUCAAAAUGAUGGAGAUGUUCGGUUUGGUUGAAAAGGAGUUUGCAACAGUAGAGGGCGUUUCCAUGGAGCCGGGCACAUUUAAUGCCUACCCCUGCUACAGACUGCACAAGGAUGCUUUGGUUUCCCAGCCCACCAAAUACUUACACCCAGAGGGGCUUCCUUCUGACUACACCAUCACCUUCCUUUUCCGUAUCCUGCCUGAAACGCCUCAGGAACCAUUUGCUCUCUGGGAAAUUUUAAAUGAAGCAUAUGAACCUUUGGUCGGAGUUAUUUUGGACAACGGUGGCAAAACCUUGACUUUUUUUAACUACGACUACAAAGGUGAAUUCCAGACAGUUACUUUUGAAGGACCUGAUAUAAAGAAAAUAUUUUAUGGAAGUUUCCAUAAGCUGCAUGUAGUCAUAAGCAAAACAACAGCUAAAAUAGUGAUUGACUGCAAGCAAGUGAGUGAGAAGAUGAUCAAUGCAGCAGGAAAUAUUACUUCUGAUGGAAUAGAAGUGUUGGGCAGGAUGGUUCGAUCCAGAGGACCGAGGGACAACUCUGCGCCGUUCCAGUUGCAGAUGUUUGAUAUUGUUUGCACCACUUCAUGGGCCAAUCGAGACAAAUGCUGUGAACUUCCAGCUUUGAGGGAUGAAGAAAACUGCCCAGCCCUUCCUCAUGCUUGCUCUUGUUCUGAAGCCAGCAAAGGCCCUCAUGGCCCACCUGGACCACCGGGUGGUCCAGGUCUUCGAGGUCCAAAGGGGACCCGUGGUGAUCAUGGCCCAAAGGGACCAGAUGGACCUCGUGGUGAGAUUGGAGCUCCCGGUCCUCAAGGCCCUCCGGGUCCACAAGGACCAAGUGGACUCUCCAUUCAAGGACCUCCGGGACCAAUUGGUGAAAAAGGAGAAAUGGGAGAAAUGGGUCGUCCUGGUCUACAGGGUGUUCCCGGAGCAUCUGGAGCCCCAGGACGAGAUGGAAACCAAGGCCAAAGGGGGCUACCAGGCAAAGAUGGACAAACUGGAUCUCAAGGACCUCCAGGGCCUGUGGGGAUACCUGGGGCCCCAGGUUCACCUGGGGUUAUGGGUAGUAUUGGCCCACAAGGUGAUGCUGGAGUACCUGGACCUCCUGGAGCAAAAGGCGAGAGAGGUGAACGUGGGGACCUUCAGUCUCAUGCAAUGGUUCGUGCAGUAGCACGUCAGGUGUGUGAACAGCUUAUCCAAGGUCAUCUGGCCAGAUAUAACUCCAUCUUAAAUCAGAUUCCCAGCCAAUCUGUCUCAACAAGAACAGUCCCUGGACCCCCUGGUGAACCAGGACGUCAAGGGUUACCAGGACCACAGGGAGAACAAGGCUCUCCAGGAAGGCCAGGGUUUCCAGGCAAUCCUGGGCAACCUGGCAGACCUGGCGAAAGAGGUUUAUCAGGAGAGAAGGGAGAAAGAGGUAACUCAGGUGUGGGGACACAAGGCCCCCGAGGCCCACCAGGACCAGCAGGACCUCCAGGCGAAAGUCGAACCGGCAGCCCCGGCCCUCCUGGUCCACCAGGUCCCAGAGGCACAACUGGUCACACUGGUGUUCCUGGGCUACAGGGUGCAGCAGGGCAGCCAGGGUAUUGCGAUCCUUCUUCCUGCGCUGGUUACGGCACCGGUGGUGGAUACGGGGAACCAACUGAUCAAGAGAUCCCUGUUGUGCCACUGCCGCAUAACUCCUACCAGAUCUAUGACCCUGAGGACCUUUAUGAUGAUGAGCAGCAACCCUAUCUAGUUCACGGCUCCUACCCUCACCCACAGUCCUCUUACCCUGGAUCUCAUCUGGCUCAACCGCAGUUUACACCUGUCCAUGAAGAAAUGGAAGCGGUUGAACUGCGUUCUCCCGGAAUAAGCCGCUUUACAGGUCAAAUCUCCAAAAGAAGUAUCAGCAAACCAAGACGCAGGCGGACAAUUAAGAAAACCUCCUAACAAAUGGUUUAUUUUCUCUGUGGGUGCAUUAAGGCACAUGAAUAGUUACUUCUUAUUCAUUUGCCUAAUUUUUUCCUGGAAAUUGUUUACAGGCUUAUACCUUAAAGGGAAAAAAAUAUAUAUAUUGAACAUGACCCCUUUGCUAGAACAGGAAAAAAAAAGCUAAUUAUGUUGCAUGCCAGAAGUUAUUAGCAUUAUAGGAAUUUAUUCUUAGCCCAAAACUCCAAGGAAUAUAUUGGUAGAUCUUUGUAGUUUAUGAGUGUGGUUCAAUGCACAUUUCCAGAUAUUGCAUUGCCAGCUGAUACAUUUCAGUUACAUCAAGGAAAGUUAGAUCAGCAAUGUUCUACUCUCUGAAUUUCUCUAAAUUUGAUUCUGUGCUUUCCUUACAAAUUAAUCAUAUUGAAGUCCUUUCAUUGGGAAAAAGGCAGCAUAAAAAUGCAGUAAAUAAGGAAAUAUUCGAUAAAAUAAAUAAAGCCUAUCAUGAAAAAAUUCUUUUGAAUAUCUACACAAAGUGGGAUUUUCUUCCUACAGUAUUCCUAUUUAAUGCCUAUUAGAAAUGCACCAAUAAUUUAUUGUGGGUCUAUCACUACUCUGUUUUGUAUACAAAUAAAU
Molecule: messenger RNA, 6441 nt
Organism: Pogona vitticeps (central bearded dragon)
Lineage: Eukaryota; Metazoa; Chordata; Lepidosauria; Squamata; Agamidae
Source: RefSeq, a predicted model, not a curated record